This is a messenger RNA of Octopus sinensis (East Asian common octopus), 2046 nucleotides long. Its product is annotated as GS homeobox 1-like. Gene Ontology annotation, cellular component: nucleus. The record is from RefSeq and is a predicted model, not a curated record. Lineage: Eukaryota; Metazoa; Mollusca; Cephalopoda; Octopoda; Octopodidae. Gene Ontology annotation, molecular function: DNA-binding transcription factor activity, RNA polymerase II-specific; sequence-specific double-stranded DNA binding. The transcript is spliced from 3 exons. Gene Ontology annotation, biological process: regulation of DNA-templated transcription. The coding region runs from base 942 to 1934 and encodes 330 amino acids.
AUUUCUAGGUGAAGCGAAUAAAAGUGUCUUUACAAGAUGUUGUUAACAAAUGGAUUAUUUUUAUGAGCGUUUGCCCUUUAAUCAUAUGCUAACGUCUAUUCUCAAUUGAAAUGUAGUCAUUGGGGGCUUAUUCCAAUUGAUACAUGAUUGCUCACCAAUUACGACCAGCCAUGGGCCACAUAUGAACAAUGAUCUCAGAUACCAUAUAAAUUCUCCAUUCAGAAAACAUUGCCAGUCUAGGGUUAGACUUUAAAUUGAACUCAGGUCUACAGACUAGGAUAUAAUGAGAAAUUAGUCCAGCAACAUAACACUGAUUGCUCCGACACUGACCCGUUCACAUAUCACUCGGCUUAAAUUUAAUUUUCAUUAUCAUUGUUAUUACCAUUAUUAUCUAUAUCCUACAGACAGGCUACCUGAUAAACUGAUGAAAUCAAACGCAAUGAAUUUUAAUUAUAGGUACAUCUAUAAUUUAAUAUAUUCAUAUACAUGAUAUAUCAGCACUUAUAUAUUUUUAAUUAAUAUUAUAAAUUUAGUUGGUACUCAGUCAAUAUUACUUUCAAGUUACAAACAUGGAAAGAUAAGGGCAGACACUUUUAUAACAAAAUAACUCCAACUGAUUUUUAUUUAUUUUGAUAUUUAUCACAAGACAAACACUAACUAUUUAAAACAUUUUUUUUAUCAACUAAAUUUCAAAGUAUAUUAUUGAACAAUAUUCGCUGUGAUAAAACAUCUACAAAUUAAAAGAAAACUCAAUAUUGAAAAACUUAAAAAAUAACAAUAUAUUUAUAAAUAUAUUUCAAUAUAAAUUAUAUACCAUACACAUAUCUUUAAAUAUACACAUAUACCCAUAUACAAAGACAAUUAUCCAUAUUUAUACAUAUAUUUAUAUAUUAAAAUAUUUCUGUUUUGAAAACACAUUUAACAAAAUAUCUCUAGCCAAAAUGUCUCGAUCAUUCCUUGUUGAUUCCUUAAUUUUGAAGAAACCGAAAGUAAAUGAAAAUGGUGGUAAUAGUCCAGCAGGAAAUACACACCCCAGUCACCAGAGCCCCUCUAUUCACGGUCGUGGGUCGCCAUCAUCUAUUUGUCCAUCGAGGUUGUCCUCGACAACUCAGCCACUAACGUGUUACCCGCGACAUCCAUCUGAUGUAUUGGGAUUCUGCUGUCCUCUCUGCAUUCACACACCUCAUCAUUCUGUCGGUCAAGUGCUUGCAGGUCAUACAACGGGUCUGGCAAGUGUCAAACCCUUGGGGGACAUAGUAACUACAAGUUCGUCCUUGGUCGGAACUAUACCAACCACCCUCCCAUCACAUCACAGACAGAUAGACAUGCUAUCGAACCAGUUACCCCAUUUCCAACAAACCUCCAGUUUGCCAACUUACAGACCUACAGAACCAAGGCCAAUCGGUUACAUGAAUUUAGUUUUCGGUGAAAUCCCUGCCAAGUCUAAGUAUCUAGCGCCAGAAAUCAGUGACAGUGAAGCCAGUCAAAGUAGCAAGUCUUCAGUGGAUGAUCUGCAGAGUAGUAAGCGGAUACGAACAGCAUUUACUAGUAGGCAAUUACUCGAACUUGAACGGGAAUUCGCCGCUAAUAUGUAUUUAUCUAGACUACGGCGUAUUGAAAUUGCUACAUACUUAAAUCUUUCUGAGAAACAAGUGAAGAUCUGGUUUCAGAACAGACGUGUCAAAUACAAAAAAGAAGGCACUGACGAAUCACGAGAGAAAUGUCGAUGUCUGCGAACAUGUACACCUCGAAACAGCUCCGAAAGGAAGAAGGCAAACGGUGAUUUGAUCGGUGAAAAUAAUGGCGAUAUAGUUUGUAAUAAAAUUGCCAGAAUAGACAAUGGUUCCUCUGACGAAGGGGACUCUUAUCACAUCGAGAUAUCCGAUGACAUACACCACUGUGAAUCACCUUCAAGAAACUCUCCAAAUACUUAACUGUGUGUCGAACAAGAUUCUAGAAUGUGCGUAAAAGUCUGAAUGUGUAUGUGUGUGAAAGACAAAGAAAAAGCGGAAGAAGACAGCGAACGAGCGAAAGAAAGAUGAAGAG